This is a messenger RNA of Lodderomyces orthopsilosis Co 90-125, 2223 nucleotides long. Its product is annotated as putative tRNA 4-demethylwyosine synthase. The record is from RefSeq and is a predicted model, not a curated record. Gene Ontology annotation, biological process: wybutosine biosynthetic process. Lineage: Eukaryota; Fungi; Ascomycota; Pichiomycetes; Serinales; Debaryomycetaceae. Gene Ontology annotation, molecular function: FMN binding; catalytic activity; 4 iron, 4 sulfur cluster binding. The coding region runs from base 1 to 2223 and encodes 740 amino acids. The transcript has a single exon.
AUGACUUCUGGGAGCUUUAUUUUGAGCGUGUGUGCUGUUUUAUAUCUUUAUAAUGGUGGAAGAUGGACGAUAGUGCUAUCUGCAUUUGUUUUGUCAUAUUUAUACAAACUUGAAAGGAAAUCAACAUCAACAACAGUAACACCAGUCCCUGAAGCCACUACCGAGGAUAGUUUGAAGUCCCCAAUAUACGCAGUGGAUUUUACCUCGACAACAUUUACACCAUCGACUACAACAAACAUACCAAAGACAUUACGUCUGCGGGCUAAAAGAUCACCCAAGAUUAUAAAAGCUAGUAAACCAACACCACAACAAUUAAAUGAGCCUAUUUUGACCAAGUCACAAGUGGAUCUCAAGAAGUCACAAAUAUACAUCUUUUACACUACCUUGACAGGCUCUUCCUUGAGGUUGGCUAAAAACUUGCAUGAAAAAUUAUCAUUAAUGGAGUUGGUCCAUGAGCCAAAGUUACUAAGUCUCGACGACGAUGUUGAUGAUCUUGAAAAAUACUUUUUAAAAACCCCAAAAUCUGAUGAGAAUACAAAGAAUAUAUACCUUUUAGUGUUGCCUUCAUAUGAAACGGAUUCCCCUAUAGACUACUUCUUGGAACAUUUGAUAGACACGUAUCAAGAUUUUAGAGUGGAUAAGUACCCAUUGAGGUCAAUCUUAGGGUUUGCCGUGUUGGGAUUGGGCGAUUCCGAAAGUUGGCUGGGUGAUAAGUUCUGCUACCAGGCGAAAUUGGCUGACAAAUGGUUGGGAAAAUUGGGUGGUAGAAGGUUGUAUCCUUUGGGUGAAGUGUGUAUGAAAUAUGAGGGCGAACCGAAAGCCAAGGAAUGGAUUCAAAACUUUGCCGAGCUCUUAGUUGAUGAGGAACCAUUUUACAUCGAUGAGAAUAAUGAUGAUGAGUUUGACGAUAGCGAUAAAGAAGAUAUUAGCGAUGAUGCAAACACAUUGGUGGAUGUUGAGGACAUGGGUGAUAUAAUACGUAAGACUGGUCAAAGAUCGACGCAGCAAAUGGAAGUCAAACAAAUGGUUGCCAAAGACUCACCAACAUUCAAAACCCUCACAAAACAAGGAUACACAAUCGUUGGUUCACACUCGGGAGUUAAAAUUUGUAGAUGGACAAAGUCUGCAUUGAGAGGAAGAGGAUCAUGUUACAAAUUUGCAUUUUAUGGUAUCAAGUCACAUCUAUGUAUGGAGACCACACCUUCAUUGGCGUGCUCAAACAAGUGUGUAUUUUGCUGGAGACAUGGAACUAAUCCUGUAGCCAAACUGAAUUGGAGAUGGGAAUUGGAUCCACCAGAGAAAGUCAUGGAAGGUGCAUUGCAAGGACAUUAUCAAAAGAUUAAACAAAUGAGGGGUGUUCCAGGCAUACAAAUGGAUAGGUUUCAAGAAGCAUUUAAGGUUAAACAUUGCGCAUUGUCACUAGUUGGUGAACCAAUCUUUUACCCACAUAUCAAUGAAUUUGUUGGCAUGUUGCAUGAACAACACAUUAGUUCAUUUUUGGUUUGUAAUGCUCAACAUCCCGACAACUUGGCUAAAUUGUCAAAGGUAACACAAUUGUAUGUGAGUAUUGAUGCGCCAACAAAGACGGAUUUGAAGAAAGUUGAUCGUCCUUUGAAUAGUGAUUUCUGGGAGCGAUUGAUGUCUUGUUUGGAUAUCUUGAGAACAACUCAGUCGCAUCAGCGUACAGUUUUUAGGUUGACUUUGGUAAAGGGGUUCAACAUGACUGAUAUCAAGAGUUAUGCCGAUAUGGUUGAACGUGCGUUACCUUCUCAAAUUGAAAUUAAAGGAGCUACAUUCUGUGGCUCUUCCAAUGGUAAUGGAAACCCGUUGACUAUGCAAAACAUUCCAUUUUAUGAAGAGUGUAAGGAGUUUGUUAGAGCUUUGAAUGAUGAAUUGCGUGUUAGAAAUCUUGGCUAUGACAUUGCUGCUGAACACGCUCAUUCGUGUUGUAUCUUAGUUGCUCAUGAGAAGUUCAAAAUCAAUGGCGUUUGGCACACACAUAUUGAUUAUCCUAAAUUCUUUGAGUUGUUGGAGUCUGGUAAAGAUUUUGUUGAUAUUGAUUAUAUCAAACCAACUCCCGAAUGGGCUGUUUGGGGUUCAGAAGAAGCAGGAUUUAAUCCGGUAGACACCAGAUGGGACAGAAAGGCUGAGAAGUUGAAAAACAAAAUAGCUAGAGAGGAAGAGGCUAAAAGAAAGGAACAAAUACCGGUAGAGGUUGUAUAG